This is a messenger RNA of Ruditapes philippinarum (Manila clam), 3609 nucleotides long. RefSeq names its product heat shock 70 kDa protein 12A-like. Lineage: Eukaryota; Metazoa; Mollusca; Bivalvia; Venerida; Veneridae. The record is from RefSeq and is a predicted model, not a curated record. The transcript has 7 exons. Gene Ontology annotation, molecular function: ATP-dependent protein folding chaperone; ATP binding. Bases 143 to 1912 code for a protein of 589 amino acids.
CCCAUUGCGAACUAUAUCAUAUAUUACUUCCUUAAUUGGAAAAGGAAACUAUUUGGGAACGUUUUAAGCAGUUAUGACGAGAAAUCGCUUUUAAUGAGUGAAUGCGGCAACCUAUCUCGUAAAAUUGGAGUCUGAUGUGAAAAUGGCAAGUGCGAAAUCGAAAAGAACUCAAAAGAAAAAGUUGAUGGUUGCAGCUAUUGAUUUUGGAACCACAUUUUCUGGCUGGGCUUUUUCCUUUGACCAUGAUUAUAAAUCGGAUCCAACAAAAAUAUCCUGCAAACAGUGGAACAGUGGAAAGAAUAUUUCUAUGAAAGCACCCACAACAGUUCUAAUACAACCGGAUGGACACACACUGGAAGCGUUUGGUUACGAGGCAGAGGACAGGUACGCGGAGUUAGCAGACGAAGAGGAACAUAGAACAUACUUUUACUUUCAACGCUUCAAAAUGAUGCUGUUUGACAACAAGAAUCUAACUAGAAAUGAGGAGCUUGAAGAUGACAAAGGUAAACGCCUGCCCGCUAAACGUGUAUUUGCUAUGGUGAUUAGAUAUCUUAAAGACGAUUUGCUGAAAGAAUCUGAGAAGAAACUUGCUGGAGGACUUGAAGAAGAAGAAAUACAAUGGGUGUUAACUGUGCCUGCAAUAUGGACCCCGCCAGCUAAACAGUUUAUGAGGGAAUGUGUCAUUGAAGCUGGAAUACAGUCACAAAAUCUUUUGGUAGCCCUUGAGCCAGAGGCAGCUUCUUUAUAUUGUAAAUACCUCACAAUACAGAAACAGAAAGAUGGGAACGCAGAGUCACAAGUACUAUCUUCAUUCGAACAUGGUGCGAGGUAUAUGGUUGUCGACGCUGGAGGUGGAACGAUUGACAUUAUAGUCCAUGAAGUUUGCACUGAUGGAACAUUAAGAGAGAUAUAUCAAGCUAAUGGUGGAAACUGGGGCGGUACAACAGUUGAUAACGCUUUCCAAGAUUUUUUGACAAGAAUCGUUGGAAGAAAUGUAAUGAAAAGAUUUCAAGAUGAACACAAAGACGAUUUCCUCGACCUUCAAAGAGAGUUUGAAGUAAAAAAAAGGUCUAUUAAGCCAGAUCUUAAAUCGAAAGUAAAGCUUAAAAUACCUGUUUCGCUCUCUGAUAUUUAUAAAGAUGUAAACUCAAAAAGUGUAAUGAAAAUAAUUGAGAAAGAUGAGUACCUUAAUGGAAAAGUGAAAUUUAUGGCAGAUAAGGUUUUGUUUGACAGCAAUCUGUUUAAAAACCUUUUUAGUUUUGCAACGGAUCAUGUUACAGAGCAUUUGAAAAAUAUUCUACACAAAGAGGCAACAGCAAAUACCAAUACAAUUUUGAUGGUCGGAGGUUUUUCAGAGUCUCCAAUGUUGUUUGAAGCGGUAAAGGAAACGUUUAAAGGUAAAAACGUAUUACUACCUGAAGAUGCAGGUCUCUCUGUUCUAAAAGGGGCAGUAAUUUUUGGACAUUCCAGAAAAGACAUUAAUGUAAGAAUUAGUCAGUAUACUUACGGAUUCAAAAUGUAUGGUCCCUAUAACCCAAUGAUACACGCAAAAGAAAAGAUAUUGGUUAAAGCUAAUGGCGAAAAAGAAGUUCGUGGUUGCUUUAUAAAACUGACAGACAUAGGGCAGAUAUUGUCAUUUAAUGAAAUUUCAAGGAAACAUGAAGCGUUUCCACGUGACAAAUAUACGGGGUUUAGCUUUAAACUGUAUGCUUCGAUUAAGAAAGACCCUACCUUUGUGUAUGAGGAGGGUUGCUUCAAAGUUGGAGAGAUAGUUGUCGACUGCAAAGAUGAAAAUGGAAAAAUUGGAGGUGCUACAGUUCAGAUUAUGUUUGGUGGAACAGAGUUAGAGGUACAAGCCUUUCUUUUAUCCACAGGCAGAGAAACAAAAGCAACAUUUUGUUGUCUCGAUUAGCCAAAAUUCUCUGAAGGAUUAUAUAUAUUGGAAAAUAAUCUGUUCAAUACACUGUUAAUGACUUAAACCAUUGUUAGAGGUUUGAUGAUAAUAUAAGAAUAUCUUAUGUUUUGGACGAAUGCUCAACCGAUCAGAUUGAGCAUUAGGUUGAGUGGAUAGUUUAAAACACCAUAAUAUAAACGUAUUCCUACAUUCAAAGCAAAGUAAUAUAAGUAAGUUAAAUAUCACCAUUUGAUUGUUUUCGUUUUUUAAAAAAAACUUUUGCGUCCAAUAAGCUACUGAAUAAUUAUGAGACUCAUUUUAUAUCCGUAUUUUGUUUGACGUCAUAGGUUUAUUAACGAUAGAUGUGACGAGAUAUAACAUGUAGCACACGACUUCAUGUCAUUAGAUUUAAUAAACUUUGUUUCAUUGGUGUCCUUGUAUGACGUUUUGAAUAGCAAGGUAAUAAGGAGCAAGUACAUAUCUGUAUUUGAAAUGAAGUUGCUUUGUGUUACUCUAACGAGAAAAAAAUCACAGACAUCAAGUCCUAAUUAUUGUACGAAUGAAACAUUCAAGUAUUAAUUAAAUUAUUUUUUCACAAUUUAUGUUUUUGUAGUUUUAGACGAACUAUCAUUAUUAAACAUAGCAUGCAAUAUAAGAUGUUACAAUAAUUUUAUGUACCGUUAGAUUAAAAAAACGACACAUCAGAAGAAUUAGUUUUGAUGGUAUACAUGGGUGACAUAAGUGUGUUUUUAAAAAACAAUGACGCUCAAACAAAAAUAAAAUAACAACAAAAAACAGACAUAAUUUGAAUUAACAAAUAAAUAAAGUGGUGACCGGAAAAUGUAUGUUUGAAAUAUAAAAAGUUCUAUAAAUGGAUAUAUCUCAUAAGGAAAUGAAGGUUAUAAAUACUUGAGAAAUGUCAAAAAGGAAGAAAUUAAAAGAUGAAUUCACUCGCAAAAUAGAUUCAGCCGAUGUUUCCUGAGUAGAUAUUACGUGCGCAAUCAUCAUCUUUUCAAACAGUCUGAAAGCUUACACAACUACAACUUUAACAGAUGUCUAACGAUCAAAAUGUUAUGUCAUAUUAUCCUGCAGAUGCUGACCUUUUUGGUAAAAAUUACAGGGAAGAACUGAUUAUUAGAAGAAUCUUCAUUGGUCAUUUUUAAAUUACAAACUGAAAUCAGGGCUAAAAUAAAAUGUAAAAUAGUUCUUGUUAUUAUAAAAUAAAACGUACAAGAUAUUUCUAAAAUAAAAAGGAAAGACUAUAUAUAGUUCUUUAUUUUUCUUGUUAAAUUGCUGGUGAACCGGUUAAGGCCGGUUAACAAAGAUUUGACAUUGUUUUAUAUUUUUUCUUUUUCAUCAUAGCUGUUCGUAUGAAAUUAGAUAAAACGUUUAAAACUUGUUUGUUGAGAUUUAACUAUUCAUUAUCAUUUAUUUCCAUUUGCAACAUUUCAUGUGUGAUUCAUUAAUAAUACUCUCAAGAUUCAUUAAUAAUACUCUCAAUAUUGCAUAUGAUUAUAUUAAAUCGAGUCAAACUGUUAAAAAAAAUAUUAUUAGGGACACCAUGACAAAUACAGUAAAAUCGAAGUUGUCCUACUUUGAAGUAACAUCAAUAUCAAUUUGCUUAUAAUUCAGUUUCUAUGUUUACAAAAUGUUAAAGUAUUUACUUGUAACUUCAAAUUUAUGUUUCUUAUCAUCACUCACAUCAGUUGUGGCAA